AUGUUCUUGCAAAAUGCAUUUGCAAAAAGGUUUUUUUUUCUUCCUGGUCCUAUCAUGGUGUUUUUACAAAAUGCGCCUAUUUGUACUUUUCCUCCUUUUGAUUCAAAGUUAUUGUUGGGAAGACUUGGAGAAGUGCAUUUACAAAGCUUAUUCUCCUUAUUAUCCCAAAUGGUGUUUUUACAAAGCAUGCCUGCUAACACUUUUCCUCCUGUUCAAAUUUUAUCUCCGGAGGGAUUUGAUAUUUUGGAAAUUCGAAGAAAUCAAUGUGUUGUCCUUACAAGAUCAUUUGCAAGCUUUCCUCUCCCUGAUCCCAACGUAGUCUUUACAAAUGGUGCUCUUGCAAGUGUUUCCAAAGGUGUUUUCCUUCUUCGUAUCCAAGGCAGAGAGAUCGACAAAAUCACUGUGCUCUUACAAAAUGCAUUUAGGGUGCUUUCUUCUUCAGAUCCAAGGUUAUUGCCGACAAAGUUCAGGAGGUCAACGUUUUCACCUGUUAACAUUAUUCUCUCUUCUGAUGUAAGCCUAUUUCCGGCAAUCCAGCGACAGUGUGAUGUUCUUGCACAACGCACCAAGAAAUCAGUGAUGUUCCUACAAAAAUACAUCUAUAAAGCUUUUCUUCCUUCUGAUUUAGGAUUGAUACCGGAAAGACCAUACGGUGUUCUUGCAAGGCGUAUUAGGAUGCCUUCUUCCCUUUUGACCGAAUUAUUCACAGGAAU
This is a messenger RNA of Dentiscutata heterogama, 713 nucleotides long. The record is from the annotation of a GenBank genome assembly. Lineage: Eukaryota; Fungi; Glomeromycota; Glomeromycetes; Diversisporales; Gigasporaceae.